AUGGCCGUUCAGAUGGCGACUAAUCAGGAGGUCCUCGGGCGAAGCCAAGAACUGGUGAAGGCCUUCAAACAUCCCUUCCGCAGGCAAUUAGACCAGAAUGGUCGCAUGCAAGUGAAUUUUGAUCUGAUCAAAGGGCACACACCAGCCAUUCGCAACGGUGAAGUGGAUUUCAACUUUCAAGGUCAGAACUUCCUGGAGCUGGCCAUCAGCAACUUCCCCAGGUUCUUCGUUGACGAAUAUGUGAAUUUGCUGUUGACUUCUGGAGCCUCGGUGAACAACAAAUCCAUGGAUCGCUACACACCACUGCUCAGCGCCUGUGCGCGCGGCUUUAGCAAGAUUGCAGAAACAUUGCUGCAACAUGGAGCCAAUCCUGAUGCAGCACACCAUGGAGACGAUGCUUUACGUUCUGCGUUGAAGUUUUUCCAGGCCUGCGUCGUGGAACAUUCUUGUGAAAGGACCGAAGACCUGCAACUGGCGAAAUUCUGUUGUCACCUUCGCGAUUUGAAGAUCCAACGAAUUCUUCCAACUCUAACACCUUUGGAGCAAGCGCGAUUGAAAUUGUCGCAGGUAGCCACUGAGAUGGCGGUGCUGGCAGUUCCGGGAUUUGAGCUUUCACAGCUGAAGGUUUUGCAGAAGAGUGGUCUCGAGGGAGUUGAGGAGGAUUUCGGCGCGGCCUUGUGGGCCGGUUGGCCUUGGGCGUUCCUCACCUUUGAGUCCGAGCUUCCAAAAAAGUGUGCUGAUUAUGACAAGUACUUCGUCUAUGCAAGGGCCAGGGUUAUGGUCUACCAUGUUCAUGAGAGCUUGAACAAGCCACAAAGGACAGAUUCUGGCCUUGAUGACACGUCUUCGGAGUGUUCUGCAUAUUCCAGCAACUACUACCACUGCGACUGCCCAGCCUGCUGUUCCUGGAUGUACGACUUUCUGGGUGCCUUGGAAAAUGACUCGUUGAUGAGUCACUACGAGGCCUACAAGGAAUGGAAUCGAAAGUGGGACACAGCCAGAAACAACAAACGCCGUAGUCGACGUGUGCCUGUUGCCUCGGGUUCCAAACACACUUCCUACUCCUCGCGCUUGGCCAAGAAGAUGCCGGCUGCCUACCGGGGCUUCCACGUGGAACGAGCUCUUCAUGGCCAGCAACGAAAAGGAGGCAAAUUCCAGCUGGUGCAGCAGGAGCUGGAUUUCGACCUUUAUUGA
Molecule: messenger RNA, 1194 nt
Organism: Cladocopium goreaui
Lineage: Eukaryota; Dinophyceae; Suessiales; Symbiodiniaceae
Source: the annotation of a GenBank genome assembly